Molecule: messenger RNA, 6261 nt
Organism: Lacerta agilis (Sand lizard)
Lineage: Eukaryota; Metazoa; Chordata; Lepidosauria; Squamata; Lacertidae
Gene: SHANK2
Product: SH3 and multiple ankyrin repeat domains 2
Exons: 25
Coding region: 176-5764 (1862 amino acids)
Cellular component (GO): postsynaptic density; postsynaptic membrane; dendritic spine
Molecular function (GO): synaptic receptor adaptor activity; ionotropic glutamate receptor binding
Source: RefSeq, a predicted model, not a curated record
UGGGCUGCAGGAUAACACAGACUCAGGCUCAUUGUUCUACAGUUUCAGCUGAAAGUCAGAGCACUCCCUGGGAAGUUUGCUUUCUAUAAAUACAUUUCCUCUUCCUUGUGCCAGCUCUCCUAAGAACCGAUAUUUUGAGACAUGCCACAGCCAAAUGCAGUAAGAGGCGCUGAACAUGCCUCGCAGUCCAACGUCAAGUGAAGAUGAGAUGGCUCAGAGUUUUUCAGACUAUUCAGUGGAGUCUGAAUCAGACAGCUCUAAAGAAGAAACCAUUUACGAUACUAUCAGGGCUACUGCAGAGAAGCCAAGUAGCAGAAUGGAAGACUCCAAGAGCAAUACAUUAGUGAUGCGGAUUAUAAUACCUGACCUACAGCAGACGAAGUGUAUUAGAUUUAAUCCUGAAGCCUCUGUAUGGGUAGCAAAACAGCGAAUUCUUUGCACAUUGAAUCAAAGUUUGAAAGAUGUUCUCAAUUAUGGCUUGUUUCAGCCUGCGAACAAUGGGAGAGAUGGGAAAUUUUUGGAUGAAGAAAGACUUCUUAUGGAAUAUCCACAACCUGUAAACAAGGGUGUUCCAACCUUAGAGUUUCGGUAUAAGAAAAGGGUGUACAGACAAUUUAAUCUUGAUGAAAAGCAGCUAGCCAAGCUCCACACAAAGGCUAAUUUUCGAAAAUGUAUGGACCACGUUCACCACCUGUCUGUUGAAAAACUAACAAAGAUGCUGGAUCGGGGACUUGAUCCUAACUAUCAUGACUUGGAAAGUGGAGAAACCCCACUGACUUUGGCAGCUCAACUUAGCAAUACUGUUGAAGUUAUCAAAGCCCUGAGAAAUGGAGGAGCUCAUUUAGAUUUCAGAGCUAAAGAUGGCAUGACAGCAUUACACAAAGCAGCUAGAGCCAAGAACCAACUUACCCUGAAGACCCUCUUAGAACUUGGAGCAUCUCCCAAUUAUAAAGACAGCUGUGGACUGACACCGUUGUAUCACACUGCUGUGGUUGGAGGAGAUCCAUAUUGUUGUGAGCUCUUGCUUCAUGAACAUGCUACUGUGGGUUGCAAAGAUGAAAAUGGAUGGCAGGAGAUUCACCAGGCUUGUCGAUAUGGGCACGUCCAGCAUUUAGAACAUUUUCUGUUUUAUGGAGCUGAUAUGGGAGCACAAAAUGCCUCUGGAAACACAGCGUUACAUAUCUGUGCACUUUACAACCAGGACAGCUGUGCAAGAGUUUUGUUGUUACGGGGAGCUAACAAGGAGUUAAAGAACUAUAAUAGUCAAUCUCCAUUUCAGGUGGCAAUAAUUGCUGGAAAUUUUGAGCUUGCUGAAUAUAUCAAGAAUCACAAGGAAACUGAUAUAGUGCCAUUUAGAGAGGCUCCUACCUACUCAAACAGAAGACGGAGGCCCCAGAGCACCUUGACAGCACCUCGCGUCUUGCUUCGGUCAAAUAGUGAUAACAAUCUGAACGUCAACAUUCCUGAUUGGUCAGCCUCUUCCUUAGCUUCUUCACACCGUAGCCUUUCGCCUAACCUACUCCAACAGAUGCAGAAUAAUCCUAAUGGAACUGUGAAAACUGUUGGGAGCUACACGCCAUCUUCUCGAAGCCGCUCACCAUCAUUAAAUAGGUUAGGAGGAGAAGAUGCAAAGCGGCAGCAACAUCGGCACAUUAGUGCCAGUUAUAACCCCAGUGCCAACAAGGAUACUAUAUCUGCCUUGGAUUAUCAGGGUCCAAAACGUAAACUUUACAGUGCUGUACCUGGAAGACUAUUUAUUGUCGUGAAACCAUAUCAACCUCAAGGAGAAGGGGAGAUUCAUUUGCACAAAGGGGACAGGGUGAAAGUUUUGAGCAUUGGCGAGGGUGGAUUCUGGGAAGGCACCACUCGAGGUCAUGUUGGAUGGUUUCCUGCAGAAUGUGUUGAGGAAGUGCAGUGUAAACCAAAUGAAAGCAAACCAGAAACUCGAGCAGACAGAACAAAGAAAUUGUUUAGACACUAUACUGUUGGAUCAUAUGACAGCUUUGAUGCUUCAAGUGACUGCAUUGUAGAAGAAAAGGCUGUGGUCCUGCAGAAAAAAGACAAUGAAGGAUUUGGGUUUGUGCUCAGAGGGGCCAAAGCUGAUACACCAAUUGAAGAAUUCACCCCUACUCCAGCCUUUCCUGCUUUGCAGUAUCUGGAAUCAGUGGAUGAAGGUGGGGUAGCAUGGCAAGCUGGCUUGAGAACAGGAGACUUUUUGAUCGAGGUUAAUAAUGAAAAUGUAGUUAAAGUUGGCCAUAGGCAAGUGGUGAACAUGAUUCGGCAAGGAGGCAAUCAUUUAGUUCUUAAAGUUGUCACAGUAACCAGGAAUCUUGAUCCAGAUGACACAGCCAGAAAGAAAGCCCCACCACCUCCAAAACGGGCUCCAACCACUGCACUGACCUUGCGGUCUAAGUCAAUGACCUCAGAACUUGAAGAGCUUGUGGACAAAGCUUCAGUACGGAAGAAGAAGGAUAUUUUCCCUUCACAUUUUGAAGGUUUGAAGAAGAGGAUUGUUUUUCGAGUCACACUAAAUAAAGUUGAUGAAAUAGUACCAGUUUCCAAGCCAUCCAGAAUUCCAGACAAUGCAGCCGUGGACUCAAGAGUGGCAACAAUUAAACAACGACCUUCCAGCAGAUGCUUUCCCUCGGCUACAGAUAUGAAUUCUAUGUAUGAGAGACAAGGGAUUGCUGUGAUGCCACCAACAGUCCCUGGGAGUUCCCAAGGCCCGUUUCUGGGUGUACCACGAGGUACCGUGAGAAGACAAAAAUCAAUAGGGAUAACAGAGGAAGAACGGCAAUUUUUGGCUCCUCCCAUGCUAAAAUUUACCAGAAGUCUAUCCAUGCCAGACACCUCUGAAGAUAUCCCUCCUCCACCACAGUCUUUACCUCCAUCACCACCACCUCCAUCUCCUUCUCUUUACAACUCCCCCAAAUCUCCAGUGUCUAGAAUAUAUGGGACAAUUAAGCCUGCAUUUAAUCAGAAUUCAGGUGCAAAGUUAGCUAUUUCAGGUAGAUCUGAAAAUAUGGGAACGGUGAUAAGGGACAAAGGGAUAUAUUACCGGAGAGAGAUGGACCGUUAUUCUCUAGAUUCUGAGGACUUAUAUAGCAGAAAUGCCUCAACUCAGGCAAGCUUCAGAAACAAGAGAGGUCAGAUGCCGGAGAACCCAUACUCUGAAGUUGGAAAAAUAGCAAGCAAAGCAGUGUAUGUCCCAGCCAAGCCAGCAAGACGGAAGGGAAUGCUAGUGAAACAAUCUAAUGUUGAGGAUAGUCCAGAAAAAACCUGCUCUAUUCCAAUUCCAACUAUCAUUGUUAAAGAGCCAUCUACCAGCAGUAGUGGGAAAAGUAGUCAAGGAAGCAGCAUGGAAAUUGACCCACAGUCUUCAGAGCAACCAGGACAGCUCAGACCUGAAGAUAACUUGACUGUCAGUAGUCCAUUUGCAGCAGCCAUUGCAGGGGCAGUGAGGGAUAGGGAGAAAAGAUUAGAAGCCAGGCGUAACUCUCCAGCUUUCCUUUCCACAGAUUUGGGAGAUGAGGAUGUUGGGCUGUCGCCUCCAAUGCCACGUUUGAGACAGUCUAAGUUUAGUGAUGAGGGAAUGUUGGGUAAUGAAGACAACUUUAGGCAACUUGUAUCACCAUCUCCUAUCCCAACACCUAGAGAGCCUGAAAAUAUUUUUAAUAGCAGUGAAUCAAGUAAUCAAAGUGAUGCAAGGACACCAAACCCUUCAACCCAAACAUCAAUGGGUUCAGAAAAUAAUGUGUUGGCAACUCAGAAUGCUGGUAUGUCCAGUUUGGAUAACUAUGUUCAUCCACUCACAGGGAAAUUACUGGAUCCAAAUUCACCUUUAGCCCUUGCCCUUUCUGCCAGAGAUAGAGCCAUGAAGGAACAAACCCAGCAAAUUCCAGGGAAAGGAGAAUCUGGCAAAGCAGACCUUAAUAAACCCCUUUAUAUAGAUACAAAGAUGAGGUCCAACAUCGAAACUACAUUUCCAGUGACAGCUACAAUUGCUAGGCAAAAUACACGUGGUCCACUAAGGCGGCAGGAGACGGAGAACAAAUAUGAGACAGAUACGGGGAAAGAGAGGAGGCCUGAAGAAAAGAAGAACAUGCUGAUAAAUAUUGUGGAUACCUCACAGCAGAAGUCAGCUGGUUUGCUCAUGGUUCAUACAGUAGAUACAGCACAGUCCAAUGAUACCCCUGAUGAAAAGGAAGAGGAAAGUGCUGAGAUAGAUGUGGAUACCGAGAAGCCUCCACCAGAGGCACAGGAAAGUACAGAAACGGCAGAAAGUGGACAAGAUGAAGCUGACAUGCCUGAGCUACCUGCAUCUCCCUGCAAAACUAUUGUAGCAGUUGGCUCCGUUGAUGAUCCAAUCAUUUUACCAUUCCGUAUCCCUCCACCCCCUUUAGCAUCUGUUGAUCUUGAUGAAGAUUUCAUCUUUACUGAGCCAUUACCACCGCCUUUAGAAUUUGCUAACAGUUUUGAUAUCCCUGAUGACCAUUCUGUCCCAGGCUCUGCACUAACAGACUUGCUCAAACAGAGGAAAAACGGAACUCCGCCUACUUCAUUCAAUCCUACUCAACCCUCAAAUUCAAUAGACAGUAAGAAACCAGUGGGUCUUUCAAACUGUUUGCCUGCCUCAUUUUUACCACCGCCUGAAAAUUUUGAUAAUGUCACUGACUCUGGGAUUGAAGAGGUGGACAGUCGAAGCAGUAGUGACCAUCACCUAGAGACAACCAGCACUAUCUCAACUGUGUCCAGCAUCUCUACCUUAUCCUCUGAAGGUGGUGAGAACUUGGAUACUUGUACAGUCUAUGCAGAUGGGCAAACAUUUCUGGUGGACAAACCCCCAGUACCUCCUAAGCCAAAAAUGAAGCCCAUAAUCAACAAAAGCAAUGCACUUUACAAGGAUGCGCUAAUUGAAGAAACUGUAGAUAGUUUUGUUAUUCCUCCACCUGCCCCACCCCCACCUCCUAUCAGCGCACAGCCCAGUAUGGCUAAAGUUGUACAGCAAAGGACCUCUAAGCUAUGGGGUGAUGUAACGGAGGUUAAAAGCCCAGUUCUCUCAGGCCCAAAGGCUAAUGUCAUUAGUGAAUUGAACUCAAUACUGCAGCAAAUGAACAGAGAGAAAUCAUCAAAGCCAGGGGAAGGAUUGGAGUCACCUCCAGGAAUAAAAACAGCAAGUCUUAGUACAAGGGGCACAGAAGUCAUGAGCACUGUCUCAGGUACUCGAAGUUCAACCAUCACUUUUACUGUCCGGCCUGGGACUAGCCAGCCAAUCACACUGCAGAGCAGAUCCCCAGACUAUGAUAGUAGGACACCAGGAGCAAGACAUGCUCCAAGCCCAGUGGUUUCACCAACAGAAAUAAGUAAGGACAUCAUGCCAGCUCCUCUGACUGCUGCUGCUCCAGUUGCAUCUCCUUCUCCAACACUUUCUGAUGUUUUUAGCCUACCCAGCCAGCCUCCUUCGGGGGACCUCUUCGCUUUGAACACAGGGCGCAGCAGGUCUCCUUCUCCCUCAAUCUUGCAACAGCCAAUAUCAAAUAAGCCUUUUACAACUAAGCCUGUCCACCUGUGGACCAAGCCAGAUGUGGCAGAUUGGUUGGAGAGUUUAAACUUAGGUGAACAUAAAGAGACCUUUAUGGAUAAUGAAAUAGAUGGCACUCACUUACCAAACCUUCAGAAGGAAGACUUGAUAGACCUUGGAGUGACUAGAGUUGGUCACAGAAUGAACAUAGAAAGAGCCUUGAAACAGCUACUGGACAGAUAAGAAUGGCUGCGCUUGCCUCACAUACCUUUGUUAUAAAUAGAGAUGGGCUGGUACUGAAACACCCCAAAUGCCUUGACUCCCCAAGAGUACCACUAAAUUAAAGCAUCAGUUGGUUGCUAUAGUUUUUGAUAUGCAAGAGUGUAGAUUGUAAGUUUGGUGCCCGAGAGCAGCCCCAAGUAAAUGUACAUUAUUAAAGGGACUAUAUAUUUCAAAGAGGAAGGAAGAAAGGGGAGAGAAUAAGGAAAGGGGGGAAAUGCUAAUUUUUUAAAAUAUAUAUGUGUGUGUGUGUGUAAGCUCUGGUCUUACUGAAAUUAUUUCUAAAAUUAUUACAGUAUCUUUAUUUAUGGGGCAUGGGAAUAACAUUCAUCCUUUUGUAUUCAUGAAUUGUUUUCCUGCCCUUCAGAAAUGCCCUUCUGCCUGAACAAUACUGUGCCAGUUUCUUUUUGGUUUGAAACCUAUUGGUGUUUCUCCUUUCACAAUAAAGUAUGAUGUCCAGC